Amborella trichopoda is the source of this 1839-nucleotide messenger RNA. NCBI's taxonomy places the organism in Eukaryota, Viridiplantae, Streptophyta, Magnoliopsida, Amborellales, Amborellaceae. The record is from RefSeq and is a predicted model, not a curated record.
CCGAACCUUUUCGACCUGUCAAAGCCAUGGCUGUAGACCUCUUCCCUCACACCCCACAUUGUGAGAUGGUGAUGCUUCUUGAGAGGUUAGUACUUGUUCAUGAUUAUGAGGAAAUAAUUGUAACCGAAUGUUUAUUGAAUGACUGAGAAAAAUGGGUGCUGAGGAUAACGAUGACAGGGGCCUUGUCCCAAAUGUUUCUUCAAGCUCUAAACUUCAACAGGUUGAAGAGUCUACUGGAAUUUCAGAAGAAAUCCCAUCUGUUCACCAACGAAGAAAACCAAAUCUUUUAUUAGAGAUUCCCCCAAGAUCUUUAGAAGGAGGGUCAAGUUCAGGAUCAGUCAGAAUAAAUAUGCCUCCAACUCCGAGCCCCACUUAUGCGAGGGUAAGCUUGUCCCCUUCUACAAGUUUGCCGAAAGGGAAAUCAUCUAUAAGAAAUAUCCUACCAUGGCCAAGUUUCAAGUCUAGAGGGAUUGCUUUUGAUAAUGAGAGGGCUUCUACUCCUCCGUCUGCAUUGCCUAGAGAGAAAUCUUUGGUUAGAAGGUCUUUUUCUCUCACUAAGAUGUUUUUACCAUCCCCAGCCAAAAGAACGUCCUCUCUACCAGUUACACCAGUUGGGGAUCCUAACUCUGAAUCAGUGAGAGGAAGAAGUGACAUCGACCAGUGUAGCCCUAUAACACCAGGAGUUCAGAAGCAUAUGCCACGUUCACUAUCUGUUCCUGUGAUUAUUAAGGCUAGAAGCUUGAAGAGGACAGACUCUAUAGGUGCCCUAUACCGUAUAAUCCCGUCUACUCCUCAUGUACCAGAAGUAGGAGGGGCAACAUCAAAUUCUGCCGCAAAUGUAAAUGCUGACUCUGAAGAUGCUGGGGAAGAUAUACCUGAAGAAGAGGCUGUGUGCAGGAUAUGUUUGGUUGAAUUGAGUGAGGGGGGUGAUAGUUUGAAAAUGGAAUGCAGUUGUAAGGGAGAACUUGCACUGGCCCAUCAAGAGUGUGCAGUUAAAUGGUUUAGCCUCAAGGGUAAUAAGAACUGUGAUGUUUGUAAGCAAGAGGUCCGUAACCUUCCUGUCACACUAUUACGUAUACAAAGUUCUCAAACUGCUGGAUUGCAAUCAACUAGAGCACGGGGAAGAGUGGUUCAGCAUUACAGGGUUUGGCAGGAUGUGCCAGUUCUUGUCAUGGUCAGCAUGCUCGCCUAUUUUUGCUUUCUUGAACAACUUCUGGUUACAAAAAUGGGAUCAGGUGCUCUUGCCAUAUCUCUACCUUUCUCAUGCGUCUUGGGUCUUCUUGCCUCGAUGACAACAUCAUCUAUGGUGAGGAAAAAGUAUAUUUGGAUUUAUGCGUCUGCUCAAUUUGCUCUGGUGGUUAUCUUCGCUCAUCUUUUCUACUCCUUGCUCCAUGUACAAGUUGUUCUAUCAGUCCUGCUCUCUGCAUUUGGGGGAUUUGGGGUUACCAUGACUGCAAAUUCUUUGCUCCAUGAAUUCUUACGAUGGAGAACCAGGUGGCGUAAUUGGCAGGAGGCCCGUCACCAUGCACAACAAGAAAAUCCAAUGCCGCAAAACACCAUUCAAUCUGAGACCAAUACAAGUGAAAACCGUCCUUCAAUUUUUGAGAUUGCACAAGGAGGAUGAAUCAUCUUCCUUUCUCAUGGUUGAAUACCCAUUAUAAUAUUUUAUUUUAUUUUGCCCUUUUCUCCUUCCAUUGGAAUUUUAUUCUUGAGGUUCUAUAGUGCUUGGUAAUCACAGUUGUGAUUUUGAGUACCAUAGACAAUUGUAAAAAAGGAAAUUUGGGUGUAUUUGAGCUGUCUUGUGUUGUGCCAUUUUCAAUAGAAAGGGUAUUUGUUUCA